This is a messenger RNA of Morone saxatilis (striped sea-bass), 4238 nucleotides long. Its product is annotated as transmembrane and coiled-coil domain protein 3-like. NCBI's taxonomy places the organism in Eukaryota, Metazoa, Chordata, Actinopteri, Moronidae. The transcript has 5 exons. The coding region runs from base 316 to 1710 and encodes 464 amino acids. Gene Ontology annotation, cellular component: endomembrane system. The record is from RefSeq and is a predicted model, not a curated record.
UUUUUUUUUUGUGUUGAGGGAGGAUUACCGCGGCGGGCUGGCUCGGGGGAGGAUAUCGCACCGGUUUCGCCGCCGUGGGUCCGUUUCCAGCGGCGGCAUUAAGCUGGAAGUGGGAGGGAGGGAGAGUGAGAGAGAGCCGUGAUGGCAUGUGCAGCGCCGGACGGAGUCAACGGACAACGGUCAACUUGAGGACAACAAAAACGGGCGCUCCAGUUAGAGAACCGGGGAUUAUGUGCGGUGCUUGUUGUGCUGCUGCUGCGGGGAAAAGUUUACCAGGAGUCGGGAUACACUUGCACCACCUGGGGUAACGUGAAUAUGGCAGAGCGCAGCAGUUCCGAUGUCAACAUCCUCAGCAUCCCGGUGCCCAUCCGUCGCGGCGGCUCAGAGUCCAACCUGGAUGUGGUGGACAGUGUUGGAGAUGACGGAGUGGGCCUGGAUUUCACCAAGGGAGCGCUGGGUAUCGACAGCCUGCAGCAGAAGAUCCUCAAGGUGACGGAGCAGAUUAAGGUGGAGCAGACGGCUCGAGACCAGAAUGUCGCCGAGUACCUAAAGCUGGUAAACAACGCUGACAAGCAGCAGGUGGGGCGAAUACGCCAGGUCUUCGAAAAGAAGAACCAGAAGUCGGCGCACACCAUCGCCCGGCUGCAGAGGAAACUGGAGCAGUACCACCGUCGCAUGAAGGACAGCGAGACUAACGGGAAGCACGGCCACAAGGAUGGCAGCAGCAAGGAGUCUGGGACUCACAGCAAGGAGGGCAGCUUGCGGGACGUCAGUGUCACCGGGAGGCACCCGGCGCUGGAUAAAGUGAAGACAAUCGGGCCCGGUGUGUCGCUAUCACCACCCUUCUUCUUCAACAAGUCGCGGGAGUUCGCCAACCUCAUCAGGAACAAGUUUGGAAGCGCCGACAACAUCGCCCACCUCAAGAGCUCCAUGGAGGCGGGGUCUGGGCUGCAGGUGGACAGCGGGGCGAGGGGCCUGAGCGGGAGCGCCAACACAGUAGCCAAGACGACCAAGUAUCCGAGCGACGACGAGUGCUCCACGGGGACGUCUGCGUCUGCCGACUCAAACGGGAACCCAGCUGGGGGCUCGGGCGCUGGGUCUGGAGGCCCCGGGAGGUCAGACUCCAACGGGCGGCUGGGGGAGGUGCUGGACAUGGUGCGGGAGAUCAGGGAUGCUCAGACGCAACUGGCAGAGGACAUGGAGACUCUGAAUACACAGUUCAAACGAGAUUACAGCUACUUCACACAGAUGAUGCAGGAGGAGAGAUACAGGUAUGAGCGGUUGGAGGACCAGUUAAAUGACCUGACAGAGCUCCACCAGCACGAGACCAGUAAUCUGAAGCAGGAGCUGGCCAGUAUUGAGGAGAAGGUGGCUUACCAGGCCUAUGAGAGGGCCAGGGACAUACAGGAGGUCCUGGAGUCGUGCCAGACUCGUGUCUCUAAGCUCGAGCUCCAGCAGCAGCAGCAACAGACGGUUCAGGUGGAAAACACCGACGCCAAGGUGCUGCUGGGGAAAUGCAUCAACAUCAUGCUGGCUAUCGUCACCGUCAUCUUGGUGUGCGUUUCCACAGCAGCGAAGUUCACCGCCCCGCUGCUGCGGAGCCGCCUCCACCUGGCGCUCACCUGCGUGGGCGUGUCCUUGUUGGCGCUGCUGUGGAAGAACUGGGAACAUUUACAGUGCGCUUUGGAACGAUUGGUCCUGCCGCACUGAUCUGGGAACUACAAAACGAGACCAGAACACGAAAAACAACUGGGGACGAGUUUACAUGUAGCCUUACACCCUUGUUCCCCCGGCGAUUUUAGGCUCCAUGGUGAUUUAUGGCUGUGUGCUUUGCAUGUCUAAAUGGGGUCCACACAAAUCCGCAAAAAGCCUUUCCCAGAAUGCACCUCCACAGUGAUUCCAACAAACAAACUCACACGUGUAAGCUGAUAUAAGUUAUCAAAACUGUAACUUAACAACAUGCUGUCUGCAAGAAGGUGCAAACAUACGAACUGCAGUGACAGUGAAUCACUACAGUCCAAAGUAUCGGACCAAUAAGAGACGAAUCGGCUGGAAUUGAUCCGGUGACAGCCAUAUUAUUGGCUUCUGGACUCCCCCUGCUCUCAUCUGGUCAUCAGGAGAUUCUGGUGGCACCAACAACUGACGCUAAAAUCUAAAUAUAGAAGAGAGGGCUUCAAUUGGGGCGUCGAAAUACAGUUAUUAUUUCCUGCCCUUAAAGGGGAAGGUAUCUGAUAUAGCACCACCUCACACCUCUGAACAAGCACUCACUGGCAGUACAUGGCCGGUCAGUCAGUCUUGAACCCGCACAGUACGCCUCCUCGUACACCAGCCAGCCGUGGCAACACAAAGACACAUCCACCUGAUGGUUGAUUUGUACCGUGUGUCUGUACUUAAUUGUUCUGUAUUCAUGUGACGUGUUUCUUGUCUCAUUCAAAAGGAAAUUGUUUUAAACUGUGUGUGUGUCUGUCUGAGUGUGCAUUCGUGUACUGUACGCCUGCUUGUGUGUGUUUGUACUUUGUUUCUUAAAAGAACAUUUUGUGAAAUACAUUCUCUUUCUUGGUGAGAGUUGGGUGAGAAGAAUGACACCAGUCAUGUCUGUAUGCUAAAUAUGAAAAAAUAGAGCCAGGUGACAAUUAGCUUAGCUUAGCAUAGAGACUGGAAACAAGAUGAAACAGCUAGACUUGCUCUUUAUAUCUAUCCAUGAAGGUGACAAAAUUCACCUACCACCACCUGUUAAGCUCACUAAUUAACACGUUUUAUAUAUAUUGUGUCAUUUGUACAAGAAACGCAGUGUACAAAUGACACUCGGUGCUUGUAUUGGGGACUAUUUCUUGGAUAGAAGCAUUAACAUCCCGCCACAAAACCCCCCGUAAAGCCAUGAUCUGUUAUUGGACAGAACCUGGCUAGCUGUUUCCCCCCGUUUCCAGUCUUUGAGCUAAGCUAAGCUAACUAGAUCUCAUUAAGGAAACUUAAAAGCAUAUUUCCCAAAAUGUUAAACUAUUCCUUGAAAGGAAAGCUUAUAAACUGCCUCCUGUCUUUUAAUUGAAUGCUUCUGGGUUUUCUUUUUGUCAUGUAAUAUUUGUUUUUAUGUUUUUCGGGUAACAGUUGCUGCUCAAAGUUAUUUGGGUAAUAACAUUCGGUGAGUUGACGUGCUUCACUCAGUUCUAAAGACUGCAGCUUUAGCAUCCACCAGCUAGCAAGUAAACUGUGAGGAAGGCCCUGGGCGAUUAGAUGAAAGCUCUAAAUGCGAGCACGUUUUUAUUGAAUUUCCUUUUUUUUUUUUUUUAUUAACAAGGUGAACAGAAUCAACUUGUGUUUUGUGUGAAGCCUUUUGAAGUCGUGCUGCAUUCACGCCCUGUGGGAAUAACCGCGAGGGGAUGUGUGUUCUAACAGUUCAAAGUCUCGACUUGAAAGGAUUCUCACCUGUUGAGGAUAGUCUCAAGCUUCGGAGAGAGAGAGAACGUGGCUGAUUAUUGCUACUACAUUUGAAUUCCUUAUAAUAAUUUCACACUCGACUCUCGCACAGCUGGGGGAGUGACUCAUUUGAGAGGAUGUCGGGAAAUUAGCACAAAAAGUCCUGCCCCCGUCGUCAUAUUUUAAGACUUACGGAUUGUAAUGACUUGGAGGAUAAAGAUUGUUUUCUUAUAUUGUUUUAAAAACAAAAAAGUAUGUCUGCUCUUGCAAUAAGAUACUAAAAUGACAGUAACAAUUCCCCCAAGCAGCAUUUACCACUGAAAACUAAAGUGGUAAUAUCAAUACCCAUAGCAGCUGUUUUUUCCCCCUGUGCCAUGAAUGCAGCAUUACAGAUUGGAUAGAGGAAAGUGAACAAUGUAGCUCCAUGUUCCCUAACCCUGUAUCACUGUGAUGAUGAGGGGGAUGAAAUGGGACUGAUGCCUUUUUCAAUGCAGCUUAUUACUUAUACUGUGUGACAUCUGUUUGCGUCCCCUCAAAAGCCAAAUAUGGAGAAUUUUAAGGCACCUCAGCCUUUCUAAGGAACACUGAAAUUACUGUUUUUAUUCUCUUUUUUUUUGUUUGUUUUCCAAAUUGGCUCAAACACUAUUUCUGUCUGCUCUUCAGGAGAGACAUGCACCUCCUCUCCAAAGCUGUAUUUGUAAGUACAUAAUGUGUAUUUUCACAUUUCUGUUCUCUCCUAUGUGCUUUAGUUUCUGGUUAUGUUUCCAUAACCUUGUUUUGUUUUUUUUCAAAUGAGAAAAUAAAUAUUUGUUUUUCUAAGCAUU